Messenger RNA from Erpetoichthys calabaricus (reedfish), 1200 nucleotides. RefSeq names its product tigger transposable element-derived protein 1-like. NCBI's taxonomy places the organism in Eukaryota, Metazoa, Chordata, Cladistia, Polypteriformes, Polypteridae. Gene Ontology annotation, cellular component: nucleus. The transcript is spliced from 2 exons. The record is from RefSeq and is a predicted model, not a curated record. Bases 1 to 1200 code for a protein of 399 amino acids. Gene Ontology annotation, molecular function: DNA binding.
AUGUCUACCAAGAGGAAAUUGUCUCUGUGCACUCCUCAGCCUGCCAAAAAGGAAAGAAAGGCCAUUGAUCUAGACACCAAAAUGAUGAUAAUAAAACAGUAUGAAGGAGGAAAGAAAGUGAAUGCGAUCGCAUGUGAUAUGAAGUUAUCACACUCUACUGUGUCGACUAUUUUAAAGGACAAAAAUAGAAUUCGUGAAGCUGUGAAAGGUUCUGCACCUUUGCAAUCAACAGUGAUUACGAAGCAACGUACCGGGCCCAUCCAUGAAAUGGAGAAAUUGUUAAACAUUUGGAUGGAAGAUCAGAUUCAAAAGCGGACGCCGUUAAGCCUCUUUACAGUACAGUUGAAGGCUAGAAGCCUGUUUGCGACUUUAAAGGAACGCGCUGGAGAAGACUACAGUCAAGAAUUUGUGGCAAGUACUGGUUGGUUUAAGAGGUUUAAGAAAAGAUUCCAGUUGCAUAAUGUUCGAGUGACUGGAGAAGCAGCAGGUGCGGAUGAGGAAGGAGCUAGUAAAUUUGUCGACAGUUUAAACGAAAUAAUUAAGGCUGAGGGUUAUCUCGCAGAGCAGAUUUUUAAUGUGGAUGAAACAGGGUUUUAUUGGAAGCAGAUGCCAGGACGCACUUACAUCCACAAAGAAGCCAAAAGCAUGCCAGGAUUUAAAGCACACAAGGAUAGACUGACUCUACUGCUUGGCGGGAAUAUCGCGGGGUUCAAGCUGAAGCCCUUCUUAAUUUAUCAUUCCGAAAAUCCACGUGCAUUUAAGAAUGUCAACAAGCACACUUUGCCAGUUUAUUAUAGGUCAAACCGUAAUGCCUGGAUGAACCAGGCUUUAUUUGAGGAUUGGUUCAGUAAUUGUUUCAUUCAUCAAGUGCGUGAGUACUGUUUGGAGAGAGGAAUUCCCUUCAAAAUUAUACUGUUGCUCGAUAAUGCGCCUGGACAUCCACGUCACUUAGCUGAUCUCUAUCCCAAUGUGAAAGUGUUUUUUUUGCCCCCAAACACUACUCCACUUAUUCAACCGAUGGACCAAGGUGUGAUUGCUACAUUAAAGGCAAACUAUCUCAGAUCUGCCUUCGCCCAAGCCAUAGCUGCAAUAGAUGCCGACCCGGAACUAUCACUACGCGACUUUUGGAAACAGUAUAAUAUUCUUAAGUGUAUAAAGAAUCUUGCUACCGCGUGGGACUCUGUGACGGAAAAGUUCUAG